This is a messenger RNA of Spodoptera frugiperda (fall armyworm), 2710 nucleotides long. RefSeq names its product succinate dehydrogenase cytochrome b560 subunit, mitochondrial. Lineage: Eukaryota; Metazoa; Arthropoda; Insecta; Lepidoptera; Noctuidae. Gene Ontology annotation, biological process: mitochondrial electron transport, succinate to ubiquinone; tricarboxylic acid cycle. The record is from RefSeq and is a predicted model, not a curated record. Gene Ontology annotation, cellular component: membrane. Gene Ontology annotation, molecular function: succinate dehydrogenase activity; electron transfer activity. The coding region runs from base 85 to 645 and encodes 186 amino acids. The transcript has 3 exons.
GUGACAGUAAACAUUUUUAUGGUGUCAUUUGGGAAUCCGAUUUUUUUGUAAAUCUUUACGAAUUUUGGAGUUUUGUGUGUAAUUAUGUAUUUUCAAACGAUACGCGCCGGGCAAAAACUUAUAUUGGGGCAGUUAUUUAAACCUGAUAGGUCCGAAUUGCUCCGCAUGUCUCCUGGUCUGCUAAACUUCGUCAGCUACAGAUACAAAGGGCAUGAGAUUAAGUUCACGCCUUACGUGAAGCCACCACCAAUGGAUCAUGAUUACAAAAAUAUGGCUGUGAAGAGACCGAUGUCACCACACCUGACGGUGUACGCGCCCACCGUACCCUCAAUGACUUCGAUAGCCCAAAGAGCUACAGGUUGCGUCUUAACAUUUUACGCAUUCAGUUUGGCUGUCGGCGCUCUGUUCUUCUCCAAUGGUGUGGAAUCUUACGUGUCUAUGAUACAAAGCCUUGGACUUGGCUAUAUAAGCACCGUUGUAAUCAAAUUGAUACUCGGUUUUCCAUUCGCCUAUCAUUAUUUCAACGCCAUUCGCUACGUAAUAUGGAACAUGGCGAAAAUGUUGGAUAUGAAAUCGGUUUACCAAACUGCCAGCCAGGCGGCCAUCGCUGCAGUAGUUCUAGCUUUUCUUUUUGCACUAAUAUAGACAUUGUCAAAUAUCUACAGUUUCACAUAUUGCACAAUUAUUCACUAGCUUGUUUAAAUAUUGCGACAACUCGGCUUGUUUACAUGCUAGGCAAACUGUUUAGACUGCCUAAAAUGUAAAUAAACUGCACCAAUACGGCCUUUUAUAAAAAAAAAGUUGGCUACCAGACGAUACGAUACGAUAUUUGUGAACCAGUGUCCAGAGCACUGGACACUGGUUCACAAAUAUCAACCAGUCUUGUUAACGAUAUUCGGAUGAAAUAAUUCGCCCCUAGGCUAAAUUUAUACCGAAAAUCUAAUUUUUUGAAGCGAAAAUUGAAUUUGCAGUAUCUUUUGCUGAUUUUAUAUUUAUUUUGCUGAUUAAAUUUAAAAUUAAGAAUCAAAUAAGUAUGUGACUAUAAUAUAAUUAUCUUUUUUAUAAUUCUACGAAAUGAUCGCGUUAUCAAUGUUUUUAUUUAAAAAAUGAUGUAAAAUUAAUUGGACUUCUUUUAAAAGUCCUAAUUUAAUAUUAUACUAAAGUUUUGUAACAAUUUAAAAUAGAUCGGAAGUUGUGCAUAGAUUUUUACGAUAUUAUUGUUGUAUGGACCCAGGCGCCGUUAGUUUAGUUUGAGUUGACAAAUACCACAGAUUUCCCGUUCAAUAGUUUAUUGUGUAAGUUACACUAGUUUAGUUAGUGAGAUUUAAAUCGUGGGUAUCGUUGUAAUCAACUCACAUCACAAAAUACAAUAUUAAUUAAAUCGACUCGCGAAAGUAGGUCGCGCGACAUUAGCAAAAUAAAUGCCUGUACGUAAACCGUACAAUUGUGUAUAUCUCAAUCAAGAUUUAAUUCAAAUUAAAUUAUUUCUAAUACAUAUUAUUUGUUUAACAUUUUCUACAAAAAACCUCUGACAUUAGAGUUUCAAAAAAUUAAUAAUCCCAUAGGAGUUUUACCCGUACUGUGUCCGUUCCCGUAAGGUUUCGGUGAUAAAGACUGCCCUAUGUCCUAUCCCAGGUCGCAAAGCAUUAUUGUACCGAUGUACCACUGUUGUAAUUUCAAUCAAAUGGGUACAAUGGUUUAAAUUAUAGAGAUUGUCGGGAUUUUAACGUUCUCUACAUUCCCGUACUCGUGGGAUUUUCGGGAUGAAAACGAUCAGACGUCCUUUACCGGUCUCAAGCUAUCAUUGUAUCGAAUUUCACUCAAAUAAGUUUAGUGGUUAAGAGAUACAGAGUCCCAGGACUUAAACGGAUAAUUCCCGUAUCCAUGAGAUUUUCGGGAUAAAACUAUUAUAUGUCGUUUCCCAAGUCUUAAACUAUCGUUGUACCGAAUUUAAUUGAAAUAGGUUCAAUAAUUUUUAAACUAUGACGAUGGCAAGAAAGCACACGGCCUACCUGAUGGUAAGAUCGUAACUUUACCCUUUAUAAGGCAAAGGGAAUAUCUUUACCACCAUGUUUACUUCAUCGAAAAGUUCAGUGAAUAUUACAAAACGCAUAUUUUAAUAAACCACAAAAAGUUUUAUUUUAAUGUUAUGCCUAAUGUAGGGUUAAAUAAUACAGAGUAUUGACAUUACAGUAUAGCUCCCGUUCUUCAGAUAUUUCCGAGAUAUUACUCUGAUAAUAAUGUGUCAUAAUAAAAAUCAUAAUUAGUAAUUAGAUGAAAAAACUAUGUAUUGUGGCAUAACUGUAAUAAUAGUGACAUAAUAAUAUUGUAGAUUUUUACGUUGAUAUCACUUCGCUCUAUCGUCUAUAAUUUCCACAACUUAAGCAAUAUAUUAUGCAGUUUUAUGGUAGGGGUUUCACAUAUCAUUUCAUACAUAAUAAAAAUUUAUAUUUUUAGUCUCUUAUUAAAUAUAUUAUUUUCAAGGAUAAUGUAAGAUUUUAAUGGUAAAAUAUUUUUUUAUAUUUCACCAGUAGUUUGUAGUAAAUUUUUCUUAUAAUCUUUUUAUAAUAGUAGUGUAGAUUUUUACUAUGUAAUCAUUUUAAUUGAUUUUACUGUUUUAUUUUAAUUUUUAAACAAUAUUGUGCAAGUGUUAAUAAUCGUUAAAAUAUUAUAAUGUAUAUACAUAUUACCUAUUGCCCCUGGUGCGCUA